AAACAAACUAGUGCAAUGUGCUUUUUGGCUAAAACAUUCGCCGUUUUAAUAAUUUUGCUUAUCCUGGCUAUGAGACAAAAUGUUUCUUGCUAUUAUUACAUCCCGAAUUUUGAAAAUUUCAAAAAUUUGUCAACCAAACUGACCACGGAUAAUAAAAGUGAAGAUUUUACUGUAAAAGAAAAUAGUACUUUUGAUGAUGAGAUAUACAGUAGAGACAUUGCAGAAAAUUUUAAUAUUAUUGUAAAUUCUCAUGAACUAAAAACUCUAAAUAUAUCUCCCAGUAAUUUUAUGGAUACAGUAGAAAAGAUAUGGAGAGACAUUAGUCCUUUAUAUUUCGAAUUACAUCGGUAUGUUGGAAGAAAACUAGAAAAUGAAUACCCAAGUACGUUCAAUUUCUCCCAAGGCUUAAUCCCCGCAAAUCUAUUAGAUGCACCGUCGUUGGAUUCGUGGACUAAUUUGUUAGAAAUUGCCACACCUUACCCCGAAAUCAAAAAUUCGACUGGGACUUCCACAGAAAUAUUACCGAAUGAAGUUUUUGAACUUGUUAAUGAUUAUAUGGUAUCGAUGGGUCUCUAUAAUAUAACGCAUCACUUUGGCUUAUCACUAAACGAAAAUCAGACCAACUACGAUUGCGAAGUAAUUCCCAACAGGCUUCUACAUUCAACUUGUAAUUAUUUGCAAUCAGACGAAUAUGAUAAGCCCAAAACUUACGCCACCUCUCAUAACAUAUACUUUAUAAAUUAUUUACAAUAUUUUUUAAUAACAAAUGGCACUUGGCAAUGGCCACAUGAUUGGGCCUGUUUCGAGAUGUUGGACGACCUGGUAACAAUUUUAUCUUUGACACCGUUCCAUGUUAAAGAAGCGAAUGGCGUCGAUGAUGACGACGAAGUUAACGAAAAAGAAUACGUCAACUUUCUUAUGGGAAUUGCUCUGGAGAAAAUUGUCUCCCUAUCCCGUGUGGUAACGCACUUGAAGUGGGCCCAAAGUAUCAUUCGAAACCCCAAUCGUCAAAGUAUUGAAGACUACGAUUCAAAACUUUGGGAAUUCAGAGAGAAAAUUCAGAAAAUAAGCAAACCACAUGGAUGGUCCAACAAUUUGACAGAUGUUACAAGUAAAAAUAGUUUACGAAAGUCCGAUUUUAUACGUUAUUUUGUAGGUACAAUAUUAGAAUUUCAACUCUAUAAUCGAAUAAGUACCAUGGAGGAGAACCCCAUGGACUCGGUGCAUUUACAUGGUAGUGACCUGUAUGGGUCUACCGAAGCGGGAGACAUGCUAAGGGAGAUAUUGUACUCUGCAGCAACAGAAAAUUGGCCGAAAGCAUUCUUAAACGCCAUAGCAGAUUCAGAAAUUAGCGCGCAAGGUUUCGUAAGCUUUUUCGAACCUCUGUACACCUUUUUGAAAGACCAAAAUGGCCCUUUAACCGAAAAAGAAUUGGCUCUACUUUUGCAAAACGAAUACGAAGAAAACGCCCGUUAUUUUUACAAUAAGCAAGCUAAAGCAGAGUGGGAUUUCGCCGUAGAUCUUAAGAAUUCAACCAAAGAGGAACUUCAGCUCAAGUCGACGCUAGAGGUGGCCGAUUUCGAGGAGCACUAUCGUCAAUAUUAUUUUCAAGAUUUGGCAGAUGAAAAUUUCCAAAACGAAUCUCUCAAACGCCAGAUCGACUUCCUGACGGUUAUAGGAAGUUCUGCUCUAACUCCAAACAAACUUAGUCAGCUUACGAAUUUGACAAAUGCAAUGAUGAACAUUUACAGUACCGCAAAGGUUUGUCCUUUCCAAAACCAAGGGUGCAAUUUGGAAUCGGAAGGAUUGAGUUUAGAACCUGAUAUUGAAAGCAUCAUGGCUUCUUCAACGAAUCACGAGGAAUUACUAUACUUAUGGGACGCAUGGAGGAACGUUACCGGGGUGAAAAUGAAGCACAUUUACCCCCUGUAUGUCAAUUUGUCCAACGAGGCUGCCAUUGAAAAUGGUUUUAAGGACAUGGGAGAAAUGUGGGUCAGCGAUUUCGAGUCUGACAAUUUCGAGGAAGAAAUAGAAAGUCUUUGGAAAAAAGUCAAGCCGUUAUACGACGAAUUACAUUACUACAUAAGCAACAAACUGAAGCGACAUUAUGGAGAUGUUGCAGACUUCUCUGACAACCUCAUUCCGGCACAUUUGCUAGGAAACAUGUGGGGACAGACGUGGAUAAAUAUCAGAAAUCUAGUACGUCCGUUUCCAGAAGCUGCACAAGUAGAUGUAACGUCGUCAUUGAUAAACCAAAACUACACGGUGCUGAAAAUGUUCCAAAUAGCAGACGAUUUUUAUAAAUCCCUCGGUUUGGAAUCUGCUUCGAUGUCAUACGAUACAAAUGUCACAUACAUCGAAAAACCGACAGAUAAAGAAAUAGAAUGUCACGGGUCCGCGUGGGAUUUCUAUGACAAAAAGGAUUUCAGGAUAAAAAUGUGCACCAACGUUAACUAUGAGGAUUUCGUGACUGUACACCACGAAAUGGGCCAUAUACAGUACUACAUGUUGUACAAAGAUCAGCCGAUUUCCUUCAGGAGCGGGGCCAAUCCAGGCUUUCACGAAGCCGUUGGAGAUAUCAUUACAUUAUCAGUAAUCACUCCACAACAUCUGGAAAAGAUAGGCCUUCUGCAGGGACACCAGGAUUCUUACGAAUCGUCGAUUAACAGUCUAAUGGAUUUGGCGUUAGAAAAAAUUGCUUUCUUACCCUUUGGGUAUCUGAUAGACAAAUGGAGGUGGGACAUUUUCAAAGGCCAAGUGCCCCCAGAGGCCUGGAACUCCCACUGGUGGUAUUACAGGAAAACCGUCCAAAAGGUGAAACCUCCAAUAGAACGUAACGACGAGGUCCAUUUUGAUCCAGGAUCAAAAUUCCAUGUACCAAACGACUAUCAGUACAUAAGCUACUUCGUGGCCCAUAUUCUCCAAUUUCAAUUCCACAGAAGCUUUUGUAUAAUAGCUGACCAGUAUGAUCCCAAAAAAACACCAUCGCUGUUGCACAGGUGCGACAUAUACAAUUCGAAAAAAGUUGGAGAUAAAAUGAAAGCUGGGCUGUCCCUUGGGGCAAGCAAACCAUGGAAAGAAGUACUGAAAACGAUGACAGGCGAAAGCGAGUACGAUCCUUCAGCCCUUAUGGAAUAUUUCUCACCCUUAUACGAUUAUCUAGUCAACGAAAACAAAAGAAUUGCCAAUAAAAGUCCCCCAGUAAUUAAUGCGAUUUCAAAAAGUCUGUUGUUGUUAUUAUUUUAUCUAAUAAUUUACUACAUCAAUUUUUCUUCUUCGUUCGUAUCAGCAGUGGUGUGUGUUAUUUUGCUAGUUGCGAUAAUGAAGCUUGUGGUGCAGCAGAAGUUUUUAUUAAUUGGAUGUUACUGUUCCUUAAUUAUCGGCCUCGCAACUGGCGCGUUUCAAAAUGAGGAAGAAUUGGCAGAAUUCCUGAAAGGGGAGUACGAAGCCAACGCUUCGGCGAUUUGCAACAAGUACGCCCUAGCAUCAUGGGAUUCCAAUACCGACGUUAACAAUGCCGCAAAAACCGCUGCACUGACCGCUGUGACGUUAGAGAGGGCCGAAAUUCAAAAAUACUAUUGGGAAAACUACUUCCGCAGUUUGAACGCCGACAACUACAGAAAUGAGUCCAUCAAAAGACAAAUAAAAUCCUUAACCGUCCUGGGCACAGCAGCUCUGGAUUCUGAAAAAUUAACUCAGUUCAGCAACAUCACCAGUGUAAUGAGAACUAUCUACAGUACCGCCAAGAUUUGCCCUUAUGCAAACCAAGAUUGCGAUUUAACUACAGAAGGACUGAGUUUAGAUCCAGAUAUCGAAGGGAUAUUGUCAUCAUCCACCGAUUACAAUGAGCUCUUGUAUGUUUGGGAUGCAUGGAGAAACGCUUCUGGAGCUAAAAUGAAAGAGAUAUACCCCACCUACGUUUCUUUAUCAAACGAAGCAGCCUUAGCCAACGGAUAUUCCGACAUGGGAGCCUACUGGAGGAGUUCUUUUGAAACAGACAACUUCGUUGACCAGAUGGACAAAUUAUGGAGACAAGUCAAGCCAUUGUACUUCGAGUUGCAUCGCUACGUGGGCAAGAAGCUGAAAGAACGAUACGGAGACCUUUUGGACAUAUCAGACGGACUCAUACCGGCCCAUGUGUUUGGGAAUAUGUGGGCUCAGGAUUGGGCAACAUUGAGCAGCCUAGUCCGGCCGUAUCCUUCUGCGAGCGAAACGGAUGUUACAGGAGCUUUGGUUUCGAAAGGUUACAAUCCAACGAGCAUGUUCGAAACAGCCAACGAGUUCUACACGUCCAUGAGCUUGAGCAAUAUGAGCAUGGCGUUUGGACCCAGGGCCAUGAUAGUGAAACCCAGCGACAGAGAAGUUCUAUGCCACGCAUCGGCGUGGGACCUGUGUGACCGGUCCGAUUUCCGAAUAAAAAUGUGCACUUCCGUAAACAGUAAAGAUUUCAUCACCAUACAUCACGAGCUUGGACACAUUCAGUAUUACAUACAGUACAAGGAUUUACCGUUAAGUUUGCGAGGGGGAGCGAAUCCAGGUUUUCACGAAGCGAUCGGGGACCUGAUUGCAUUGUCCGCCGAGACCCCGAAACAUUUGCAAAAAAUCAACCUUCUUGAUAACUACGUCGAUUCCAAUCAGAGCAGCAUCAACUCGUUAAUGGACAUGGCACUCAACAAAAUAGCCUUUUUGCCAUUCGGCUUAUUGAUAGACAAAUGGAGAUGGAACGUAUUCAACGGGAACAUUACACCAGAAAAUUACAAUUCCCAGUGGUGGUAUUACAGGGAAAAAUAUCAAAAGAUAAAGGCUCCGAACACUCGAUCGGACGAAAUCCAUUUCGACCCUGGCGCGAAAUACCAUGUAGCUGGCAAUUCCCAAUACAUAAGUUAUUUUGUAGCGCACAUUCUCCAGUUCCAACUGUACAAAAGCCUGUGCGUCGCUGCUGGCGAGUACGAUCCAAACCGUUCCGACAGGCCUCUACACAACUGCGACUUUUACCAAUCCACAGCUGCCGGAAACUUGCUAGCGUCCGGUUUGAAAUUAGGUUCGUCUAAACACUGGAGCGAGGCCCUUUAUGCAAUAACCAACGAAACCGACAUUAGCGCCGGCGCCCUUAUGGAAUACUUCGAGCCCUUGUACACGUUCCUGAAGGAAUACAACGGUCCAAUGACAGAAGCGGAACUAACAAAUUUCUUAGAAAGGGAUUACGAAGAAGACGCAUCCAUCAUUAAUAAUAAAGAAGCAAUUGCCGAAUGGAAUUACGAUACAGAUAUAAAUAACGCCAAUGCUUCAGCAAGGCAGACCGAAGCAACACUGGAAUCCGCCGAAUUCAAUAAACUUUACUGGCAAUACUACUUCAAAGAUUUGAAUGCUAAUGACUAUACCAAUGAAACUCUAAAAAGGGCGGUAAAAGAUCUGGUCGUUCUAGGCACAGCUGCAUUGGACACCGAAAAAUUAACCGAGUUAACUAACGUAUUAAGCACAAUGACCAACAUCUACAGUACCGGAAAGAUAUGCCCCUAUAACAAUCAGUAUUGCGAUCUCACAACGGAGGGUUUGAGUUUGGAACCUGACAUUGAAGACAUUUUGUCAAGUUCAACAAAUUACGACGAACUGUCGUAUGUUUGGAAGGCCUGGAGGGAUGCAACGGGGGCAAAAAUGAAGGACUACUAUAAAACUUACGUAAACCUUUCCAACGAAGCAGCGCAAGCCAACGGAUUCAAAAAUAUGGGGGAGAUGUGGAUCGAAAGUUUCGAGUCGGACACCUUCAUCAACGACAUGGACACCUUGUGGAAUCAAGUCAGACCCUUGUACGACGAGUUGCACAAAUACGUAGGGAACAAACUCAAGGAGCGUUAUGGAGACAAACUGGACAUUUCCGAUGGACUGAUACCAGCCCACCUUUUUGGCAAUAUGUGGGCCCAGGACUGGACAGCACUGAAAGAACUAGUAGCACCUUACCCCAACGUCCAAGCCAUCGACGUGACAACAGCGAUGAGAAAUCAAAAUUACACCGUUUUGAGAAUGUUCCAAACUGCAGAUAAUUUCUACCAGUCUCUUGGACUCGAGCCAAAUACAAUGUGUUACGGGCCUAAAGCCAUGAUAGAAAAACCUGCAGACAGGGAAGUUCUGUGUCACGCUUCAGCGUGGGACUUCUCCGACGGUGAAGACUUUAGAAUUAAAAUGUGCACGAGCAUCAAUUACAACGACUUCGUAACAGUUCACCACGAGAUGGGGCAUAUAGAGUAUUACAUCCUUUACAAGGACCAGCCGGUAAUAUUCCGCACAGGAGCCAAUCCCGGUGUCCAUGAGGCCGUAGGAGACCUCAUUGCCUUGUCUGUGGCCACACCGAGACAUCUCCAGAAGAUCGGCCUCCUUGAAAACUACCAACAGUCUAACGAAUCGGCAUUGAAUAAGUUGAUGGACAUGGCUUUAGAAAAGAUUGCCUUUUUACCAUUUGGACUUCUCGUAGACAAAUGGAGAUGGGACGUGUUUAAUGGUACAGUCGCUCCAGAGGACUGGAACUCCAGAUGGUGGUAUCACAGGGAAACCAUUCAAAAGGUAAAGGCUCCAGUACAAAGGACUACGUCCGAUUUUGAUCCAGGUGCAAAAUAUCACGUCCCAGGGGAUAGUCAAUAUAUCAGUUAUUUCGUGUCCUUCAUUCUACAGUUCCAACUGUACCGAAGUUUGUGCAGAAGUGCCGGCCAGUACGACCCCAACAACGCAUCCCUUCCGCUAUAUAACUGCGACUUCUACGAAAACACAGACGUAGGAUCAAAACUGAGGGCCGGACUGUCUUUGGGAGCCAGCAAACAUUGGAAGGAGGCCCUUCAAGAAAUCACUGGCGAGAACGCGUACGACGGUACAGCCAUUAUAGAAUAUUUCCAACCCCUCUACGAUUGGCUGAGGCAGCAGAAUUCUGCUUCUGAAACAACCCCGCCUGGUACCGAUAACGGAACGUCGAGUAAUCGGGGGACGAUCCAAUUGCUUAUCACGACGGUACUUUUAGUUACCACUAUGUUUAUGUAUUGUACUUAAACAAGCACAGAAUGUUGUGUUUUGAAAACGGGUGCUUCUUCUUGUGCCCAUGUAUAUUGUUUAAUAAAAGCUUUUGAAAUGUUGA
Agrilus planipennis (emerald ash borer) is the source of this 7120-nucleotide messenger RNA. RefSeq lists its product as uncharacterized. Gene Ontology annotation, cellular component: plasma membrane. The record is from RefSeq and is a predicted model, not a curated record. The transcript has 33 exons. NCBI's taxonomy places the organism in Eukaryota, Metazoa, Arthropoda, Insecta, Coleoptera, Buprestidae. Gene Ontology annotation, molecular function: metallopeptidase activity; peptidyl-dipeptidase activity. The coding region runs from base 16 to 7035 and encodes 2339 amino acids. Gene Ontology annotation, biological process: proteolysis.